This is a messenger RNA of Hibiscus syriacus, 4524 nucleotides long. RefSeq names its product myosin-6-like. Bases 1 to 4524 code for a protein of 1507 amino acids. Gene Ontology annotation, biological process: vesicle transport along actin filament; actin filament organization. Gene Ontology annotation, molecular function: actin filament binding; ATP binding; microfilament motor activity. NCBI's taxonomy places the organism in Eukaryota, Viridiplantae, Streptophyta, Magnoliopsida, Malvales, Malvaceae. The transcript has 38 exons. Gene Ontology annotation, cellular component: myosin complex; vesicle; cytoplasm. The record is from RefSeq and is a predicted model, not a curated record.
AUGGCCUUGCAGGCUGCUACGUCCGCUUUUAUGGUUGGUUCAGAAGUUUGGGUGGAGGAUCCAGAUGAUGCUUGGGUAGAUGGGGAAGUCUUAGAAAUUAACGGGGACGAGAUUAAAGUAAAGCGUACAUCAAAUAAGACGAUUGUGGCCAAGACAUCUAGCGCCCAUCCGAAGGACCCUGAAUUUUCUCCAACUGGUGUUGAUGAUAUGACAAAGCUAGCAUAUUUGCAUGAACCUGGGGUUUUGCAGAAUUUAAAAUGUCGAUACGAUGUUAAUGAAAUAUAUACCUACACAGGAAGCAUAUUGAUUGCUGUAAAUCCUUUUCAAAGACUGCCACAUUUAUACAACCUUCAGGUGAUGCAAAAGUACAAAGGGGUAGCCUUGGGUGAGCUCAGCCCACAUCCAUUUGCUAUUGCAGAUUCUGCCUAUAGACAAAUGAUCAAUGAAUCCAUUAGCCAAGCAAUUUUGGUAAGUGGUGAAAGUGGAGCUGGUAAAACAGAGAGUACAAAGAUGCUUAUGCGCUAUCUAGCCUAUAUGGGAGGGAAAGUUGACAAUACAGAGGAGCGGUCUGUGGAGCAGAAGGUCUUGGAGUCUAAUCCUGUUCUAGAAGCAUUCGGCAAUGCAAAGACUGUCAGAAACAAUAAUUCAAGCCGCUUUGGCAAGUUUGUGGAACUUCAGUUUGAUCAUAGGGGAAGAAUUUCUGGAGCUGCAAUAAGAACUUAUUUGCUCGAACGAUCUCGUGUUUGCCAAGUGUCUGAUCCAGAGAGAAAUUAUCAUUGCUUUUAUAUGCUUUGUGCUGCACCAAAAGAGGAUGUUGAUAAGUACAAAUUGGGAAAUCCAAAAUCUUUUCGUUACUUAAACCAGUCAAAUUGCAUUGCGCUGGAUGCUAUAAAUGAUGCUGAAGAGUAUGUUGCAACUAGGAGAGCUAUGGGUGUGGUUGGGAUGAAUCAGGAAGAGCAGGAUGCAAUAUUUCGAGUUGUGGCUGGAAUUCUACAUUUAGGAAAUGUUGAGUUUGCUAAGGGAAAAGAAAUAGAUUCUUCUCAGCCUAAGGAUGAUAAAUCUCGGUCCCAUCUGAAAAAUGCUGCAGAACUUUUCAUGUGUGAUGAGAAGGCUCUUGAAGAGUCCUUAUGUAAACGUGUUUUUGUCACUCGUGAUGAGACAAUUACAAAAGCGCUGGAUCCAGAUGCUGCAGCUCUCAGUAGGGAUGCUUUGGCCAAAAUUGUUUAUUCAAAAUUAUUUGACUGGCUUGUGGAGAAGAUAAAUGUUGCUAUCGGUCAGGAUUCAGACUCAAAAUUCUUGAUCGGUGUUCUUGAUAUUUAUGGAUUUGAGAGUUUCAAGACAAACAGUUUCGAGCAAUUCUGUAUCAAUUUGACAAAUGAAAAGCUACAACAGCAUUUUAAUCAGCAUGUUUUUAAGAUGGAGCAGGAGGAAUAUGAAAGAGAAAAAAUUGACUGGAGUUAUAUAGAAUUUGUUGAUAAUCAAGAUAUUCUUGAUCUUAUUGAAAAGAAACCCGGUGGCAUCAUAGCUCUUCUUGAUGAGGCUUGCAUGUUUCCCAGAUCAACGCAUGAGACGUUUGCUCAAAAGCUUUAUCAGACUUUUAAAGACAAUAAACGCUUCAGUAAACCUAAGUUGUCACGCACUGACUUCACCAUUUGUCAUUAUGCUGGUGAUGUGACUUACCAGACCGACCUCUUCCUGGACAAGAACAAAGAUUAUGUUGUUCCAGAGCAUCAAGCCUUACUGGCUGCUUCAAAAUGCUCUUUUGUUUCAAGCUUGUUUCCUCCUUUACCUGAGGAAUCUUCCAAAUCAUCGAAGUUUUCUUCAAUAGGUUCUGCCUUCAAGCAACAACUCCAAUCUUUGCUGGAAACUUUGAAUUCCACUGAACCACACUAUGUUCGUUGUGUAAAGCCUAAUAAUGUUCUUAAGCCAGCAAUAUUUGAAAACAAUAAUGUACUACAACAACUUCGAUGUGGGGGAGUGAUGGAGGCAAUUAGAAUUAGUUGUGCUGGAUUUCCCUCCCGAAAGCAGUUUCAUGAAUUUAUAGACCGGUUUGCCAUAUUGGCUCCAGAGGUUCGAAGCAAGAGCAGUGAUAAGAUCGCUGCUUGCAAAAAGAUUCUGGAGAAAAGCAACCUAGGUGGUUAUCAGAUUGGUAAAACAAAAGUUUUUCUCAGAGCUGGUCAGAUGGCCGAACUAGAUGGUCAACGAGCUGAGAUUUUGGGAAGAUCAUCAACGAAAAUACAAAGAAAAUGCUGUACAUAUAUGUGCCGCAAAAAGUUUGUCUCAUUGCGAUCAUCUGCCAUACAAAUUCAAGCUUUCUGUAGGGGACAACUGGGGCGCCAUCUAUAUGAGGGAAUGAGAAGAGAAGCUGCUAGUCUGAAUAUUCAAAAAUAUACUCGCAGGUUUAUAAAAAGGAAAUCAUACAAGAAUUUGUGGUUCUCAGCUGUUUCCAUUCAGGCAAGUUUGCGUGCGCUGAGUGCCCGUAAUGAGCUUCGGUUCAGGAAGCAGACUCUGGCUGCAAUUGUAAUUCAGAGUCAAUGUCGACGAAAAUUGGCCAAUAGUCGUUACCGUGGGGUAAAGGAAGCAGCACUUAUCAUACAAUGUGGCGUGAGAGCAAGCAUUGCAUGUGGAGAAUUGCAUCAGCUAAGAAUGGCUGCCAAGGAAACUGGUGCACUCCAAGAAGCCAAGGAAAAGCUGGAACAGGAAGUUAAACAACUUAAGAUGCAGGCUGCCAAGGACACUGGUGCAUUCCAAGAAGCCAAGGAAAAGCUGGAACAGCAAGUUAAAGAACUUAAGAUGCAGGCUGCCAAGGAAACUGGGGAAUUCCAAGAAGCUAAGGAAAAGCUGGAACAGCAAGUUAAAGAACUUACAAGCAGCUUGCAGACAGAGAAACAACUGAGGGCUGACCUCAAGGAAUCCAAAAAUCAAGAAAUUGCAAGGUUACAAUCUGCUUUGGAGAAGACACAAGUUGAGUUGCAGCAAACAAAGGAAUUGCAAACUGAGGUCUCUGUUACUAAUGACGAAUCGAUGAAUAAAUCUGCUUCUGAAAAUGAAGGGCUGAAAGAAACAAAAGAAUUGCCAAUCAAGGAAGGUGAAUCUGCAAGCAGCACUGCCGAACAAGUUACUGGGACUCAGGAGGUCCCUGUUAUUAAUGAUGAAUUGAUGAAGAAACUUACAGCAGAAAAUGAUCAGUUGAAGAAUCUGGUAAGUUCAUUAGAACAGAAAAUUGGUGAAACUGAGAAGAAAUAUGAAGAAUCAAGCAAGCAGGCUAUGGAGGCAGAGUCAAAGAUAAUUGAGCUAAAAACAGCAAUGAAGAGGCUUGAAGAGAAGAUUUUGGACAUAGAAACUGACGAUCAGGUUCUGCGAAAGCAAGCAUUGAUGAGUGCAUCUAGUUCUAAAAUGUCAGAGCCAGCUGCAGCAUCUUCACCUCAAGAAAAUGAUCAACAGGCACAAAUGAGUCCCGGAUCGUCAAAAAUAAAUUUUGGCAGAGAAGAUAGUAAAACAGGAAAGCAAAAGGAAAAUGUAGAUACUCUACUCGGAUGUGUGUCACAAAAUCUUGGAUUCAGUCAAGAAAAGCCUGUAGCCGCAUUUACAUUAUACAAAUGCCUUCUCCAUUGGAAAUCAUUUGAAGCAGAAAAGACAAGUAUAUUUGACCGUCUUAUUGAGAUGAUUGGCUCUGCACUAGAGGAACAGGACACCAAUGAUCACAUGGCUUAUUGGCUAUCGAACACCUGUUCAUUGUUGUUUUUGCUUCAGCGUAGUUUGAAAUCCUCUGGUGCAGACAAAUCUGCUGCUGCAACAUCAAUAUUUUCAAGGAUGACCCAACAUGAUGUUGUUCUUUCUCAGAGUUUUCGAUCAUCUUCUACCAAUCUUCCAGUUGGUGUAAUUCAACUGGUUGAGGCCAAGUAUCCAGCUCUUCUUUUUAAGCAGCAGCUCACAGCAUAUGUAGAAAAGAUCUUUGGAAUCAUUAGGGACAACCUGAAAAAGGACUUGUCACGACAUAUUUCUAAUUGUAUUCAGGUACCUAUGGCUUCAAAAACAUCUGAAGAAUUUAAAGACGACACUUCUCCUGCCAGUCACUGGCAGAACAUUAUUGAAUGCCUGAACCAAAUGUCGAGCACAUUAAAAGAAAAUUUUGUGCCCCCAAUACUUGCUCAGAAGAUUUUCACUCAAAAUUUUGCAUAUAUGAAUGUACAGCUCUUUAAUAGCCUUCUUCGGCAUCCAGAGUGCUGCACAGUUAGCAAUGGGGAAUAUCUGAAGUCUGGCUUAGAUGAAUUGGAAAAAUGGUGUGCCGAAACAAAAGAAGAGUAUGCCGGCUCAUCAUGGGAUGAACUUAAGCACACAAGGCAAGCAGUUGGAUUCUUGAUUAUGCCUGAGAAGUCGAAAAUAUCGUAUGAUGAAAUAACAAAUAACCUUUGCACCAUUCUGAGUGCUCAACAAUUUUAUAAAGUAUGCACCCUUUACAAUGAAGGCAACAACAAUGAAGGCGUUUCAUCAGAUGUAAGUCUGCCAGAUCAAAUUAAGUGA